UCACCUGAUCACUCCAGCUUUUAGCAACACUGUGUUAUAACGCGGUUGUUUCCUGUCCGUGUAUUUCUAUGAAUAGCCGCUCUAAUUGACGCUAUGUGGUCGUGGCUGUACCUCAAUCUCCUCCUGACUCCUGCGUUCGCAGGGAAGAUGAAGAUCGUGGACGAACCGAACACGUUCGGAUUGAACAACGCUAUUCUGGCUCAAGGGAGCCGAUUACAGCCCCGAGUGACGCCGUCCCCCGUCUCCGGUCCAGCCCAUCUCCAUCAUUUGGCUGGAAAGUGUUUCAGUUUAAUAGAGUCGAUGUAUAAAUAUGAAUUCUGUCCAUUCCACAACGUCACACAACAUGAGCAGUCCUUCAGAUGGAACGCCUACAGUGGAAUCCUGGGGAUCUGGCAGCAGUGGGAGAUGGUGAACAACUCCUUCACCGGCAUGUGGAUGAGCGAGGGGGACGCAUGCGCCAGUAGGAACAGGCAGACCAAGGUCCACCUGACGUGUGGCGUGGGCAGCCGCCUGGCCGCCGUGUCCGAGCCCAGCACCUGUGUUUACCACCUGACCUUCGAGACGCCGCUGGUCUGCCAUCCACACUCCCUCCUCGUGUACCCCACCCUGAGUGAGCUGCUGCAGAAGGAAUGGGACGAGGCGGAACAAGCUCGCUACGAAGGCCUCAUCACAGAGCAGGGGUACAACAAUCUUCUGAGGGAUAUCUUUGAAGAUGCUGGUUUGCUGAAGAGCCAGAGAGUGAAGGUGAAAGCCGAACUCCCCGGUCUCCCAAAGACACACUCGUCCCUCCAGGAGUGUAGCGAGGACUACCAGAAACAGAGUGAAGAAAUGGAAAGACUACGCGCGCUCCUCACCAAAAACAACAUUCCCUUUGACUCCACCGGCGGCAGGGCUCCAGCCAGCUCUACGGCCCCCAACCCACAACAACAAAGGGGAGAUCCUGGCGCCCUGGACCUGAUGUGAAAGUUAUUUUUGAUAUUUUCAGGAGUUCUUCGUGUUGUAACGGAGGACUUGGGCAACUAAAGGGAAGCUUGUUGAAUGUGGAUAUAAAUCUAAAGAGUCGGCAUGGAGAAUAAAGAUUUUAGUAUUCUGGUUUUCUAUACGAUUGUAUUACCUUUGUUAGGCUAAAGAUAUUAUAUACAUUACAUCAUUACAACUUGUUUGUACUACACCCCCUGCUGGUGUAACUGCGAUAUCGCUCUUGUACUAUGAGUGCUAUUCAUUCUAUCCAAUGCCUGAAGGGAGGCGGGGGGUUUGUGUAAAUGUAAAUAUCCCAAGAUGAGAAUGAACCGUCCUAAUUGACCUCAAUCUCCAGUUGCUGGUGAACCAAUUGCUUAGCAAUAUUAGGCUGUUAUUAGGUUUUUCGGAAGUUAACACCAUUCGGUAUCGUGAAGGUUAGUACACACAGGUCCCAGAUAGUAGACUAGUAUACUCAGUUAAACCAAUACCAAUAUGCAAUUUAGUUAAUGAUGUUUAUUUGUUCCAGAAGGCGACCCUCUAAGACAUUAGACUGAACGGGACCACAGCAGGUCCGUCUGUCCCUCCCUGUAGCCCAUAGGAGCCGACCCUACAGAUAACAGAUUCAUCCAUACCCCUCUGUAAAAACAAAGGCUUUGUGAUCAAUAAUGGACGUCUAGGUCAGAAAUACAGAUAGAGUUGAUAUGUUACAAGAAACCGUGCCCACAUCAAAAUAUAAAAAUGGAUAGUCACAG
Molecule: messenger RNA, 1712 nt
Organism: Gadus chalcogrammus (walleye pollock)
Lineage: Eukaryota; Metazoa; Chordata; Actinopteri; Gadiformes; Gadidae
Gene: gnptg
Product: N-acetylglucosamine-1-phosphate transferase subunit gamma
Exons: 11
Coding region: 94-963 (289 amino acids)
Cellular component (GO): Golgi apparatus
Source: RefSeq, a predicted model, not a curated record